GAUUUCACAGAUAGUGACAGAAUUUUCCCGGGAUAUUUGGGAAUUAGGCCUGUCUGAGAGCAUCCUGAGGUGGAAGAGAGGACACCGGUGUGAUGCCACCUGUUUCAGAAGACACAGAGUUGGUGCAGGAUGGGAAACUGAACCGGGCAGAUUGCUUGUGUCCCAUCUGCCUGGAGAUUUUCCUGGAGCCUGUCACACUGCCGUGCUCUCAUACGUUCUGUAAACCCUGCUUUCUGGAGACUGUGGACAAAGCCAAUAUAUGCUGUCCUCUCUGCCGAAAGCGUGUCUCUACAUGGGCAAGACUCAAUGGCAGGAACAAGACGUUAGUGAACGCAGAGCUGUGGAGACGAAUACAGGACACUUUCCCUACACAGUGCCAGCGCCGAUUAAGCGGCGUCGAUGAAGAGGAAGAUGUCAACAUGUUUAUAUCAAAGCCCAAGGUCAGUCUGCCAGGUGAACUCAGGCAAGAGUAUGAGGAGGAGGUUAACAAGUUUGUAGAAGAGAAGCGAGCUCUGGAGGAGGCAGAGAGGAGGGCCAGUGAGGAAUACAUCCAACGCCUGCUGGCUGAGGAAGAAGAUCGAGUGGAAGAGGAGAGGAGGAGACAGGAAGAGAGACAGCUGGAGGAUGACGAGAAAUUAGCAAGAUUGCUCAGUGAAGAAUUGAACUCAAAUCCAGUUUUGGAAACUCGGAAACACAUUAAAGUGAAUGAUGCCAAGAAAAAGAAAUCUGACAUGGGGCAUAUUGAGAGAUAUCUGUGCCAAGUGCCUUACACACCGCCACACCGUGAGACCACACAAUCCUCCACUCUUUUGGACAAUAAGGAGAACAUUCUGAGCCCUCCAACCUCUAUAGAUCCCUCCAGCAUUGAACUGCAUUGCUUGGACUCCAGUAGUAAACCUUCUACAUCAAGCUCAGACUCAGACACUUGUAAACAACUCUUCGACACUUCUUACAGAAGCACCGUUUAUUCCAAGAGGAAGAGUGUAGAUGGUGAACAGCCUGAACCUGGUGUCUGUAAGAAGCCCUGUAACUUCCCUCCUUCUCCUGUUGGUUCUGUUCUCCUGCAUGCUGAGCAGGAGGAGGAUUUGAGGAUUCGGAUGCUGCAGGAGGAGGAGGACAGAAGGCUGGCGCUUCGCCUGCAGAGGGAGCUGAACCGAGAGAUCGCUGUAGACCGCAGAAAAGGCUCUGCUAAUGGGUAUCUACUAAGAGAGAAAAGCAUCCCUUCGUCCAGCAAUAGUACAAGUCCAGAUGAGGAGAACAAGAUGGAGAAAGCCUGUAUUCCACAUUCCUCAGGACAAGAGGUAGAUGGACAUAAAGCGAAGAGAGUCAGCAACCAGGUUGAGUCGAAAACUUCUAGGAAAUGUGCGGUUUCCACCCAACUGUCUCCUUCUUCAGCAUCGUCAAUGCAGAAGAGCAGAAAGCAAGCUACCCUUACUGAAAUGUUCCCCAGCCUGGGCAGCUAAGCCAGCUCUCUAAACAUCUCAGUCCUAUAUUGCCUUUUCCUUACAUGUUUAUCAGCUUUGCACACCUCCUCCCAUAUUUAGACUUUUUUUUGGAGAACAGGUUGAAGGAUGAGGUAGAGCAUAAUACACAAAGAUUGCUUCAAUGUUAUCCUGAAACUUUAACCUUCAGUUAUGAAAGUUGACACAUUACGUGAUAAAACUGUUUAUUACUGCAAAAAAGAAUUUUGUUGCAUGUUUCUAUUUUUCUAAAGAUAGUUUGAGUUCAUUUAUUUUUAAGGAAUAAAAAUAGUUGUGAAAAUAUUUGGCCUUUUUCGUAUUAUGCUGAUGGAAAGGAAAGCAAUAAUUCCUUGCAGUCUAACUACAUUAUCUUUAAGAUAUUUCUCAUAUUCUUGACUCUGUAAGAAACAACGGCUUCACUUUACCACAUGACAUUCCUGUCAAAAUAAUUAUAUAUUACAAUUAAUAUAGAAAUUACACAAAAGAGGCUUUAGACGAAUCUGUCUGUUUCAUUUAUUGCAAAAAAAAAAAAUAAAUGUAAUGUUGAAGAAUGUAUCAGAUUCUGUAAUAAUGAACAGAUACUUGUAUAUUCCGAAGUUUCUUUCAAAGAACAAUAUUCCUAGAGAACACUGGUACCGUGGGAAAUAGUUUCCUUUCCAACGAAAUGCCUUAUUGUGACAAACAACCCUGCAUUAUAUCUUUUUCCCUGAGAAGACAUCUCAUGACAUCAUAUAUUAUAGUGUGUCACUUUCAGUAAUGGGCAAUAAAAUAUGUGACCAUUUAU
Molecule: messenger RNA, 2244 nt
Organism: Tachysurus vachellii
Lineage: Eukaryota; Metazoa; Chordata; Actinopteri; Siluriformes; Bagridae
Gene: rnf168
Product: ring finger protein 168
Exons: 7
Coding region: 93-1463 (456 amino acids)
Biological process (GO): protein ubiquitination; double-strand break repair
Cellular component (GO): nucleus; site of double-strand break
Molecular function (GO): ubiquitin-protein transferase activity; metal ion binding; nucleosome binding
Source: RefSeq, a predicted model, not a curated record